UGGGAGACGAUCGCCGAACGAGACCGUAGCAAAAAUAUUUCAUGUCGAGCAGCGGUACAGACCAAUAAAAAUAUAUAUAUACGUACAUAUCCCUACUAUACUCUAUAUAUAUAGUAUAUUCAUGUGGUACCAGCUGGCAGUGGCAGUUUUGAGUGCGGCAAGACGCGUCAAGUGAAAUCGAAUUAUAUUUGAAACAGAAGCCAGAAAAAGCCUCCCGACCAAGAAGAAACCGACAAAAAGAUGACGACACAGCAAUUGCUCAAUAAAAAUGUUCGAAAUAUGCCCUCAUGGGUGAUGGAAGCAAAUGAUCGCAUUGGCCCCAAGCCACCGCCCCUGCCCCCAAAUGGGGUGGCCAGCAAUGGCGGCAGUCUGCCCAAGGCCCCAGCCCUGCCGCCGAAAGUGAAGACCACGCCGGAGCCCGACUACGAGGUCAUUGAGUUCUCCAACCAGCAACAGCAGUACUCCAACGAACCCCUGAAGACCACAGUGAUCCGAACCAAGACACCAGACAACAAAUUGAAGUGCACCCUGUGCGGCUCCCAGAAUCCGUGGGUGACCUGUGCCGAGUGCGCGGGCCAGAUCUUCUGCGCCUCCUGCGACGACAUGUUCCACAAGCAUCCCAAGCGCAAGCAGCAUAUGCGAAAGGCCGUGGAGCAGGGCAUUCCGCCCAUACCACCCAAGGUGCAGCCAGGUGGUGGACCAGCAGCACCAGUGGCGCCACCGCGCCGCAGCAAGCGCGGGGGCCUCUUGACACCGUUCCUGGGACGGAAGGAUCAGAUGCUACCGCCGCCCUCGCCCACACCCUCGCACAAGUCCACGCACAGCGGCUGGCGGGGAGGCGCCGCCACACCCCCAUUUCCGCCGGCUUCCGCCCCACAGCUGAUGAACAAUCGCCCGCUGCCGGAGCCGCCAAGGAGUGAGGGUGGUGGCUCCUCCCGGUCCGGCACGCCCAAGUCCGUGUUCGAUGCCAUACAGAGGCCACCGUCGGUGCAGCUGGAGAAGAUCAAGAGCAAGGCCAGUGCCACGCUGGACCGCAUGGCCAUCCUGCAGCAGCGAUACCGUCAGCAGAAGGCCCAGCAGCAGUCGCUGGGACUGGAUCCAGGCGAUGAUCAGGCAGCGGGUGCCCAGCGGCGUCAGAUGAGCACUUCGGUGUUCAAUUUGAAUACCGCCUCGAACGUGAACAACCGCAGGCCCCUGGCAUCGGAGACAACACAGAAUGGGGGAGGAGGAGCCGCAUGGCUGGCCAAUCAGCGGAUGCAACAGGCCCAAUCCAUGGCCCAGUUGAACUGCACUGGCUGCCAGCAGAAUCAGCAGCGAGGUGGCUGGCCCCAGGCUCACCAACAGCAUCCCCAGCAUCCCGAUGAGUGGUCACAGUUCGGCUCCCAGCAGCACUUCAAUCACUCGAAUCUCUCGCUGAACGUGGGUCCGGGCUACAUGCCACAGCAGCAGCAUCCGCAUCAUCCCCACUAUCCGCCACCUGUGUUCAUGACGCAGAGGGGCAUGGUGCCGCACAUGUAUCCCGGAGCACCGGGCGGCUAUCCCAUGAUGCAUCCAGGUGUCAUGGGCAUGCCUCCGUCGACUUCCUCUCGAGCAGCCUCCCGUGCCCGCUACGCCGCCUCGCCCACCCCCAGCCGGAAGUCCAUGUCCAUGCGACGGAAGCGAAGCAGCUACGGAGACGAUGAGCUCACCGAUGAUGAGGACUCGGACCAGGACGAUCGCCGGUCCUUGGUUUCGAACAGAUCGGCCAUGACCAGCGCCUCGCGAUCCCACCAUCCGCAGCAGCGUCAGAGGCGUCUGUCGAGCGCCUCCCAGUUCAUCGCCAACGACGAGGUCGACGGCGAUCAGAGGCAUGGUUCGAGGCAGCACAAGCUGCGGGAUCGUCGUGGAUCCAUUGCCAAGUCAGUGCAGAGCGAAUGGCUACCAGAGAGACGCGACUCCAAUGCCGAAGGAACACUCAAGAGAAGUCAGGCAGUCCCCGCGGAAGCAUCCGCCCGAACGAGUCGGAUCUACUCCGAUCUGGAGUCGGAGGGCUCGGGCACACGGGCCUUAGUCCAGGCCAAAAUACAGCAGAAGCUCCAGGAAGCACAGGAUCAGCACAAGUCCGCGAAGAAAUCCUCCGAGCACAAACGUAAACCAGAAAUGAAGGACGAGAACACCCAGGCCGCAGCAGUGGUGCCGAAAGUGCUGCCAGCCCAGGAGGAGAGCGCCUCCGAGUACGAGGAAGUGGUGGAAGAGGUCACGGCCUCGGAGAGUGAGGCAGAGGCCGAAAGUCCGGAGCAAGUCCAAGCCACACCUGAAGAGGUGGCAGAAGAGGAGGCAGAUGACCUGGGACCGCCGCCAUCGACACCGGAUCACGAGUGGGAAUGCGAGUUCUGCACGUACGUGAACGAGCCGAACAUUAAGAUCUGUUCGAUAUGCUGCAAGACGCCUAGCAAGACCCCAUUGCCACCAAACAAAUCAAAGAAGACAGAGGCCAAUAAGCCCAAGAUUGCCGACAAGCCAGAGGCCCAAAUGGUGCGCAGGUCCUCGUUGAAGUCCCAGAAGCCAGCCAGCGAGAGGACCACCAGUGCUCCGAGCCACUCCCAGAAGACCACAGCAGCUCCGAGCCACUCAAAGAGCACCACAUCGGCCACAACUAGCUCUAGAAACUCCACAAGCAACGCCAAGACCUCCACAGCUGCAACAAGCAACUCCAAGAGCUCCUCAACGACAUCCACAAGCCACUCCAAGAUCUCCUCCGCACAGCAGAACAACGUAAAGCCCAGCCCGAAGCCAGCGCUGAAGACGUCAUCGGAAAACGAGUCCGAUAACUCUCUGGCCCGGGGCUUCAUCCAGAAAGAGUCCGUGGAGAACAUUUGGAACACUCUGGAUGAGAGCAUACAGGCCCAGGCGGAGGAGGUCUUCAAGCAGGCCCAGAACAAGGAGCCCCGCGAGGUGAUGGAAAUGGGCACCUCGCCGCCGCCUCAGAGCAUCUCCACACAAACCUACGACGCUCUGCCAUUUGUCGCAAAGAAGGAGGAACCGCCAGUGCCAGAGCGCUUUAGGACCCCGGAACCCAGCACCAAAAUGGAACGACGUCCGUACUAUCGCAGCAACUCACAACUGCCGCAGGAGAACGAACGAUAUCGCAGUGCGAAUGAUCUGCGAUACGCCAACAACGAAGGAGGAUCCUACGGCCUGGAUCCUUUCAACACAGGACAGGUCACGAGGCGACCCAACUUUAUAAACGAUCUACGAAUGCUGCAACACCAAUCUUCGUCACCCUUUGACCUGCCACAUGACUCGUUUUCGCUGAAUCUGAAGCACGAGCCAGCCAGAGAUCCCGAGACCGAAAUGCACAUCAUUCUGAAGGAGCUGGAGCUCUACAAAUUCACGGUGGAAGAACUGGAGGCUGCGCUGAAGUACUGCUCCCCGGACACCCAUCCCAUCCAGUGGCUGCGCGAGAACUGGCACAAGCUGGUCCAGACCGUCCAGAGCUUGUCCACGAAAUACGGCCAAGAGCGGGGAGAGAACACCAUUGGCAGCAUCUCGCAGAACGAGGCCCGGGAGGCGCUGCGCAGCUCCAGCGGGAACGUGUGGCAGGCGGUGGCCGACUGCAUCCAGCAGCGGCAGCAAAAGUACCGGAAGCUGGCCUCCAAGGGCAACUUCCUGCGGGAGGACAUCGUGAAUGCGCUGACGGCGCAUCAAGGUAAUGUGGAGCAGGCGCUGCUGGAGCUGAAUCGCACACAACUCAAACCAUUUCUAAUGCGCAUCUGGGGCUCGCCGAAUGGCGUCGAGAACGAGAGUGGAGCCAUGGCGGCCAUAGACACCAAGUCCGAUAUCACUGAUUUCCUCAACACUCAUGCUUUGGAUUGCCUGCAACAGCCACAGAUACAGACACAGUCACAGAUACAGAUACAGCCAUUCGACUUCGAGGACAGCCACAGCAGCCCCGCCAAGUCCACGUAUGCCACCCCCAGUCCCUACCAGCUGGAGGACAGCACGCUCAAGAAUCUCGAGAUCCUCAUCGGUAACAUGGAGCAGAACCAGGCCAAGCAGAACCAGGACGUCCUGCGCUCCAUCGAGAGCAUGCUCGAGACCUUCAAGGGCAAGCCGGAGCUGGAGUACGAAACGGAUCCGGAGGUCAUGCGCAUUCUCACCAAGAGUCCCAUCAGCGCCCUGAAGCCGCUAGCAUCGACCUCGCUUGUCGAGGACAAGUCCACGGAGGAUGUAAAGAACUUUGUCUGGCAGCACAUCCAGGAUAUUGUGCCAAACCUAGUGCAACAGGUGGAACAGGAGCUCAAGGCAGAGCCACAGGCCCCCUCCAAUGCAGUGCCAGUGGAAGAAGCAGAAGAACCCCCUCCAAAAGAGCAGCCAGAACCCAAAGAGGAGCCUCCUCUAGCCAAAGAAGAGCCUCCUGUACCCAAAGAGGUGCCUCCUGUAGCCAAAGGGGAGUCUGUACCCAAAGAAGAGCCUCCUGUAGCCAAAGCAGAGCCUCUACCAGAGCCGGAGACUGUGCCAGAACCCAUUGUUGAUCCUGGGGUAUAUAUAAUGGAGGAGUUUAUCAGACCCAACAUUCGGGAAGCCUCCAUACGCGAGGAACUUGCCACAAACUUUAUUUAUGCCACAGAAAUAGCCAACUUCAAAUUGGAGUUUGAUCGUGGCAUCGAAAGGCUGCACGAGGCGGAGUGGGAGCCCGAGGAUCUGGAAGAUGCAGAGCACCUUGUUUACAAGAGUUACACAGCCCCCAAGGAGGAGGCACCGCCACUAGUAGAGGAGGUGCCAGAACAAGCUGCAGAAUCCCCAAAAGAAACUACAAUUGAGACUCCCAUUGUCCCUGUAAAGACUGAAGACGUAGCGACACCUGUUGCUGCGGCAGAAGAAACCCACUUGAAAGAUACUUUGACGGAAACCCCAACUGCAAAAGAAAUCAAAGAAGAUACUUCGGUAGUCUCCAAGGAGAUAUUGCAAAAGGAGCCCUCCCAAGUGGACCUCGAUGACAGACCCAGCACGAGCCGGGAGGGUGCCAAUCGAAGGAACAAACGAUCGCAGCAAUCCAAAAAGGCUCGAGCUCGUGAGCAGAGUCAAAGGCCGGUGAACAGGGUCCGGCUUCCUCCCAAAGACGCUGAACAGAAACAAAAUGAAGCCAAAGAGGUCCUGAGAGAUGCCACUCAGGCAGAAACAGAAGCCCCAAAAGAUACUAUUCCUGCGGAUAGAGAAAUAGAGAGUCUUAGCCAACCCACAGAAACUUCCAUUGCCACAGAACCCAUAGCUACAACUGAUGCUGAUAUUACUUCUAGUGAGAUCUCACCAGAGGCAAAAACUGCUCUCCCAAGCGAAGUAGAGAGAGACCAACCAGUCCUAUCAGGUUCAGAAUCCGCUGGGAUUGAAUCGACUGUGAAUGCGAAUAUAUCUCUCUCAGUCCAAGAGGAAGCUAUUACCCCGAUAGAAGCAAUUUCCGAAGCUGUAGAGGUUAAAGUCGCCCAAUCGGAACAGAUUGUUCAGACCCAAACAGUACCUCAAUCUCCAGACACCUUUGGGCAGAACUUCGAGCCUAUAGAUGCUAAAGAUGAACCCGAAGAAAGGACAGUGGUAGAGGAAGACCUAGCUUUGGCCGUUGCAAAGGAUAACUCAGAGGAAACUAUUGAAAACAACAUCGAAGAAUCGCUUACUUCCGAGUCUUCUCUCAUACAAGAACCUCUACCUCUCAUCGAGCCACAAUUAACAGCUGCAGAAGCCGAGGAAACCCGCAUUAGGUCGCCAACUAAAACCGAUCAAAAACGUGGACCAAAACGGUUCUCUAAGAUACCCGUGAGAACUUCCAGUACCCAUAGUCUGCGCAGUGAAAGUAGAGCCAGCAAUCACACACCAACUGGAGCGGAAGAAAUCGAAAUGGAGGAGAGAGAUCCACUUCAGCAGGAGCAGAUUGUUACCAGAGAAGAGGAGCAAAAUCAGGUGGCUUCAACAAAUUCAGGCCUCCCCAAGACAACAGUUCAAGCCACCCACUCAGAGCAAGAAAUAGCCCCAGUUAGUCCCGUAGAAUCCGAUGAGAUAUUUGAAGAUGCCCCAGAGUUCAGCAGCAGCGAGGGGACCCGACCCCAUGACGAAGAGGCUGCCUCCGAUACAGAGCUCUACAGCAUUGUCGACAGCGACGAACAGUCGCUGCGUGAAGAGACCAAGUCCCCAGAAGAAGAGGUGCUUCUUGUGAUUGGCGGGGACUCUGCUGCACAGGACGUGGCCAACAGCAACAUCAGCAUCGAGUCGCAUUCAAGUCACUCGGAAACGUCCCGAAUGGUCCUGAAAGAGUUCGUUCCCUCGGGAGAUCCGGCCAAGCAAAACCUCAGCGAACUCGUUUCGGACACUCAGCGUCUGAUCAAGCAAAUGCGCGACGAGAUCAGCCUGGACGACUUCGAGUCCACCGACGAGGACGAGUACUCGGAUGAGUAUUCGGACGAAUAUGACGAGGGCGAGGAGGAGGAGUGGUACGACAGCGAGGGCGAGGAAGAGGGCGACUUUGACGAGGAGGAUGGCACCACCUACAACGAGCACACAUCCUUCGUGGGAGAUGCCUCCAGCGGUGACGAGGGCACCGAAAUCAAGGACAUCAUCGAAGAAGAUGAAGAGCAGGAGGAGGAGGAGGAGGGACACACACAGAAAACGAACCCCCAUGAAGCGCCAGUCCCCGAUCCCUCCCAAUCAGUCACGCCCACAAGCCAUGAUGUCCCAGAGACUGAGGUUGUUUCGUCCACAGGAAACAGUCUUCUGUUGCCACAAGUGGAGGCAGUGGAGGCCGUGGAGGAGGAGCCAGCAACUGAACUUCCCUCCAGCACAGUCGAGGCCCUGCCCAUACAACCUCCUGCCCUCAUAGAAGAUUCCGAGAGUCGCCCCGUCGAACCACCCACAGAAAUAGUCCUGGAAGUCCGCACAGAAGAAGUGGAAGCCCUACCCAUAACACCGGCACCACCCAUAGUCGAUUCCGAGUCCCGUCCCGUGGAGCUGCCCGUUGAGACCGUAUUGGAAGAGCCCAAAAAGGUAACAAGCCCGAAGCAAGCGAAAACAGCUAACAAGACAGCCACAGCCCACACUGAGGGAGGUGCCACACCCAAGACAGCCAAGUCCACGAUCAGUAAAAUACCCAAACCCACCAACGAACCCACUCCAAACACAAAGAAGCAGCCACUCCGUUCCAAGUCUUUCUCCGCACCCAUGGGCAUAUCGUCCGUGAAGCGCAUCCAGCAGGAGUAUCUGCAGAAGCAGACGACCCUGACAGCCAGUCGAGUGCCCCUCAAGAGCAGUCCCACCACCAAGAAGUCCAUCAGCGAGGCCAUCAGCAGAUUCAACACAAAGACCUCCACGAUGCCGCCCCUAGAUGGACCCAGCACGAGUGGAGCAGCGGCAGCGGCUGCUGCGGCACUGCUGAAGCCACGCUCCCAGCCUCGCAUUCCCAAGAAGAAGUACCACGAGACCUGCUUCUCCGACGAUGACUACGAGACCUCUGCCAGCGAUGGGGAGGAGCCAAACGACGAUCCGCAGACCACGGAGCCCCUCAAGGCAGAACUUCUAAAGCGUAAGCUGAGUAUCCCCGUCUUCCGGGCAUAUCCUAGUGUCCAGGAGCCUGUCCUAGAGGAUCCAGCGGUCCUGGCCCGCAAAUACGUGGCGCAAGGCACGCUGAGGAGCAUUGGCGAGGCCCAGAUAGCUGCCACCUUGGUGAACAUGAAGUUCCAAGAGGACGUGGCCCUGUGGGCGGCUAGGGAGUGCUCGGACCUGGACCAGGCCAUAGCCAUGCUGCAGCAGGACUGUGAGCUGUGCAUGAACACGUACCCGAUGAACCAGAUCGUGUCCAUGCUCAAGUGCACCCACAAAUGCUGCAAGCAGUGCGCCAAGAGCUAUUUUACAGUGCAGAUCACCGAUCGCAGUAUCAAUGACUGCAGUUGCCCCUUCUGCAAGCUGCCAGAGCUGAGCAACGAGCAGCAGCACGAGGACGAGCACCUGGAGUACUUCUCCAAUCUGGACAUCUUUCUCAAGAGUAUUCUCGACACCGAUGUGCACGAGCUCUUCCAGCGCAAGCUCCGCGAUCGCACCCUCCUGCAGGACCCCAAUUUCAAGUGGUGCAUCCAAUGCUCGUCGGGAUUCUUCGCCCGGCCCAAGCAGAAGCGUCUGAUUUGCCCGGACUGUGGCUCGGUGACCUGUGCCCAGUGCCGCAAGCCCUGGGAGCGUCAGCACGAGGGCAGCAGCUGUGAGGCCUACCUGGAGUGGCGCCGGGAGAACGAUCCCGAGAAGCAGGCACAGGGUGUCCAAGAGCAUUUGGCCCAGAACGGCAUUGACUGUCCCAAGUGCAAGUUCCGCUAUUCGCUGGCCAGGGGCGGCUGCAUGCAUUUCACCUGCACUCAGUGCAAAUUUGAGUUCUGCUACGGCUGUGCGCGUCCCUUCAUGAUGGGCGCCAAGUGCCAGGUGUCCUCCUACUGCGCCAAGCUCGGCCUGCAUGCCCAUCAUCCGCGCAACUGCCUCUUCUAUCUGCGCGACAAGAUACCCCUGCAGCUGCAGUUCCUGCUCAAGGAGCAAAAGGUCACGUUCGACACGGAGCCCGUGCAGGUCCAGGACGAACUGAGUAGCUCGACCACGGCCCGAGCCAUGGCCCGCUGUCCCAUACCGCUCCAAAAGGAGACGCCCCAGGGCCUGGUGGACACAGUGUGCAACACGGAAGUGCCCGACAAGCAUGCGGGCAUGUGUCGCACCCACUAUGUAGAGUAUUUAGCUGCCAAGGUGGCCAAGGCCGGCAUCGAUCCGUUGCCCAUUUUCGAUCUAACAGACUGCGUGCAGGAACUGCGUAGGCGGGGAAUCGCCUUGCCCGAACGCGGACCCUGGGACACCGACGAGAUCUACAAGACCAUGUGCUCCGAGGUAAUCAAACAGCAUAUUCCACUGAAGUCGGCCUGAAGUCGAGGGAGGAGACACCGGCGGAGUGAUGGAUGAUGAGUGGAACACUCUGUUUCGACUGCUGCAAUUCUUCAUUCAUUUUUUAUGAUUUAUGGCAAACAUUUUUAUAGACAUUUUAUAUCACACGAAACACACACAAAUUUUUGACAGCUCGUUAGACUUUAGACACCUACGCCCCAUCCAUAAAUAAAGCUUCCCCUACCAUUUGUUUAGUUACUAAGCGAUUGAGAGCAACAGCCCCAAAGAAUAACCCCCAAAAGAUCUGCACGUGGACCAAAGUGCAUCCAAUAAACCGAAUAUACAAAUAUGAGAAACCGA
Molecule: messenger RNA, 9234 nt
Organism: Drosophila persimilis
Lineage: Eukaryota; Metazoa; Arthropoda; Insecta; Diptera; Drosophilidae
Gene: LUBEL
Exons: 19
Coding region: 241-8916 (2891 amino acids)
Biological process (GO): protein linear polyubiquitination
Cellular component (GO): LUBAC complex
Molecular function (GO): ubiquitin protein ligase activity; zinc ion binding; linear polyubiquitin binding
Source: RefSeq, a predicted model, not a curated record